Molecule: messenger RNA, 2465 nt
Organism: Brassica rapa (field mustard)
Lineage: Eukaryota; Viridiplantae; Streptophyta; Magnoliopsida; Brassicales; Brassicaceae
Product: UBP1-associated protein 2C
Cellular component (GO): nucleus
Molecular function (GO): RNA binding
Source: RefSeq, a predicted model, not a curated record
UAAACAACCUUCUCUCUUAUUUGUCGUCUGGAUUAGGGUUAAGGAUAUUAGGCGAAAGGUAUCUUCUCCUCAUCUUCUACACACAAACCCCUCGAUCAUGGAUAUGUUGAAGAAGCGACGUCUCGACGAGAACGGCAUCGGGCUCCUCAACGACGGACACGUCACCACAAUCUCGACUCGAUUAACCCCACACGACGCUCGGAAGAUCAUCGACCGAUUCUCCAACGAUCAGCUUCUCGACAUCUUACAAGAGGCCGUCGCUCGGCACCCCGACGUUCUCGAGCUCGUUAGAUCAACCGCCGACUCCGACAUCUCUCAGAGGAAGCUCUUCAUCCGCGGCCUCGCGGCGGAGACCACGACGGAAGGCCUCCGAUCGCUUUUCUCCACGUACGGAGAUCUCGAGGAAGCGAUCGUGAUUCUCGACAAGGUUACGGCGAAAUCGAAAGGGUACGGGUUCGUGACGUUCAAGCACGUGGACGGAGCUCUCCUCGCUUUGAAGGAUCCGUCCAAGAAGAUCGACGGGCGCGUGACGGUCACGCAGCUCGCGGCGGCGGGGAAUCAAGGGACGACGGCACAUGUUUCGGAUAUAUCGACGAGGAAGAUAUAUGUGGCGAAUGUGCCGUUUGAAAUGCCUGCGGAUAGGUUGUUGAAUCAGUUUCUUGCUUAUGGAGAUAUCGAAGAAGGGCCUUUGGGUUUUGAUAAAGUUACUGGGAAGUCACGGGGUUUUGCUUUGUUUGUGUAUAAGACUUCUGAAGGUGCUCAGGCUGCGCUUGCUGAUCCUACAAAGGUUGUUGAUGGGAAGCAUCUGCAGUGUAAGUUGGCUAUAGAUGGGAAGAAAGGAAAGCCGCCUGGGCAAGACGGUGGUGCUGGGCCUGGAGGACAUGGUCAAGGUGAUGGAAUGGGGAUGGUGCCUCCUCCUGGGCCUUAUGCUGGUGCUCACGGUGGACCUGGUGGGAUGGGUCCUUACGGUGGUUACUCGGGAGGACCACCGCCGCAUCAUAUGAAUUCCACACCAUCUUCUAUGGGUGGUGCUGCUGCUCCUGCUGGAGGAGGUGGUUAUGGAGGUGCGUAUGCUGGUCAUUAUGGUGGAUACGUUGGUGCAGGAUCUGGGGGUUAUGGAUCAAUGAGUGGUGCCGGUGGGGGUUAUGGUGGGCCUGGUGGUGGAAGUGGUCCGUAUAGAAUGCCGCCGAGUUCGAUGUCUGGUGGUGGUUAUCCAGAGAGUGGGCAUUAUGGGCAUUCGUCAGCUUCAGCAUAUCCUGGACAGCAUCCGCCUGUUGGUUCCUCCACAGUGCCGAGAAUUCCUCUUGGAGGAAUGUACCCCAACGGUCCACCAAAUUACUGAAUGGUUUGUGACAGGGAGAAGAUGCAUUUUGUGCUUAGUGGUGAUUACGUGAUUGCAGCUUCUUUAAAAAUCUCUGGAUUGAUGAAUGUAUUGCUGCUUUGACAUCUGUCUGUCUCUCUCUGCACUUGAACUGAAUGUGCCUUGGCCUCUGAAUGCCUAGUUACUCUAUGAAUGAUUAGACUAGCCUGUAUUUUUCUCUCUUUUCAUAGACAUAGUUGGCAGAUGAAUUGUUUUGUUUGUCAGAUUAGUGAGUUUUCAAUAACAUUUACUGUAUUCUUCUCUACUCUAUUUCCUGGUUAUUGUUCCUUUUCAAUCUUCUGAAUGUAGACACAACGCUCUACUUGUUUGUGAUCUUUGAGGAUAUCUCUUUGGGGGUUCACAUCCACCCACAGAAUCCUUUACUUGUCUGAUUUUUUGAGGAUAUCUCUUUGGGGGUUUACAUCUACCUACAGAAUCGUUUACUUGACAUAAAUAAAGUGGCACUAGAUGGUUUUCUCUGUGAAUCAUUUCUCACUGGUUGAUUCAUAGGUUAAAAAGUGCUGAACAUGUCUUUUGCUUUAGAAGCUUGAUAUGUUUGUAUUUUGCCUUUCCUCUUUCCCAUGAAUAGUUGUGAAGAAGCUCUUUUGUCUAUUGAUGUCAAAACCAGACAUGAUAGAACUUGUUGAAGAAUGUUUCUUGUUAUUAUUAUAUGUUGUUAUUGUUUGACAAGAAAUCUGUUUCAGAUUAUAACAAAUCUAUAUUAUGAUUCUGUGUGAUAUGUAUACCAAAUGAAGAGAUUUACUUUCAAUGGUCGUCUGAGGUUUUAUGUCAGAAACUUGUCCUUUAACGGCUUUGUUUGGGUGGAAUAUUCUCUGAAGACAAAUACUUGGAUCUGAUCUCUCUUCAUGUCCCCAAACAGACUAGUCUGUGUCAUUGUUAGGAAUCAUGUGUCCACACUAACUUGUGACCACGUCUUCUUGAUUUACUCGGCUUUUGUUGUUUUUUUCCUUUUUAUUUGGCGAUUUUCUGGUGCGACCGAGUUGUGGCAAAGAGAUAUCAUUUCGUUGUAACAUGUAAUUGAAUAUUGUGUUGUUACACUUUGUACUUUGCUAGUGUUUAAUCACCUGGUUUGGGGUUGAUUUAA